Messenger RNA from Mercurialis annua (annual mercury), 1297 nucleotides. RefSeq lists its product as uncharacterized. The transcript has 7 exons. Bases 75 to 1115 code for a protein of 346 amino acids. NCBI's taxonomy places the organism in Eukaryota, Viridiplantae, Streptophyta, Magnoliopsida, Malpighiales, Euphorbiaceae. The record is from RefSeq and is a predicted model, not a curated record.
UUUCACUGUUAAAUUGGAGGGAAAAUCUGUUGGGUACAACAGAGAGUGUGAGAGGAAAUCCAGAAUUGAGGGAAAUGGGAAAUUUGUCUCUUCCCCUCAAAUUCGCCGUAUUUCUCACCUUUUCUCUUUCAGCCUCAACCGCCACCUCCUCUCAAUUCGUCGUCAAAUCCUCUCAAUUCGUCGUCAAAUCACAAUCACCUUCUCCAAACCCUAAAGCCACACCGUCCGAUUUGCUCUCUAUUCUCGGCCCCGCCACUGAAUCCUCAAAAAUCAACCCGCUCCUCUUCAAACAAUUCAAAUCCUGCCUCAAAUUCCUAGUCCCGUUCACUCCAAAUAACCUCAAAUUUAACCACCAACGACGCUCUAUUGUUAGCCCCAGACUCGCUACUUCAAAUCCUCGUCAUCUCCGUUUUAGAAGUAGGGGAGAAGAAGAAGAGAAUGAGCUUGUCUGGUGGCCUCCUGAGCCUGUUCUUGAAUUGGCUCGACUCGCUGUUGACUCCGGUGGCGAUCCCGGCGCUAUUCAUCGUGCUUUAGAUCCUACUCCCUUACCUGUACCUGAUGUUGAAGGAUCAAAAGAUAGCCGAUGUCAGCUCACAAGAACACCCUAUGGAAGACGCUUUAUAAGCGAGGAGUUAAAUUCAUAUGUUAAAUUUUUAUUUCAAGUGAUUGCGGCUCGAGGACCAUCAAUAGGGCUCAAUGUUUCGUUGAAUAGCUUUGAUUUUUUUCAUGGUCAUAUGUUCCUUGCCAAAGAAACAGGACGGCUUGGUAUAUUGUUUCAUGCCAAAGAAUACCCCGCGUACGAUAAAAAAGCAUUUCCAUACAACAUGGGAUUUUGCCAAAGAGGUUCUGACGUACCUUAUGAUAAUUCAAUGAAUCUCCGCAACAUCCUGUGGCUGGCUCCUUUUCCAAGCAAUUCAUCUACAGCCUGGCUGUCACCAGGUGUUUUAGUUGUGCUGGAUGCCCAUCCAGGAGGAAUCAUCUACCAAGAUCUCAUUCCUGAUUAUGUAAAAUUCGUAAGAACGAUAUAUGAAGAUGAAUUUGGAGAGGUUGCAGUUGAUGUCAAUUACUUGAAUGUUGGGAAGUCAGUUGCUGAUUAUCAGCUGUUCAUAUGCUGAAUGCAUAUAGAGACAGCACAAGUACUACAAUGCAAGUGUAUCAUAUUCUUUCUCAAUUUGAGGAAAGGUUUUGGGAGGAAAAGCAAACAAUGGAGAGAUUGGAUCUGUAACAUCCUACUGGUUGUAAAUUUAAUUAAAUUUAAUUGACAAAAAACUAUUAUAUUUACUAUUUUACGCUAUAA